CGCGGCCAGAUCCCGAACUGGACUUUUUGGCGCUACACGCUGUCUUAUAAAUGGUAUACCACAGAGAAGUACAGAGAGUGACGCAGGAAGAAGCAGCGACAGUGGCAGCCCAGAGCUCCCCGCCAGCAAACGUAUGUGACAUGAGGAGCAUAGACACUCGGUGUGCCGACAAAAGGCCCAAAAGGAUGGCAGCCGCACUCAUCAGGAACGCCGAUUAACCAUGUCUCGCUUCUCUCCUUCGGGCUUUCUUCCAGUCCGCCGCAGCGACAAAGAAAUAUGCGAGAAGAUCGCACAACGGCCUACAGAGUAUGGGCGUAUUGCACAAUCCAUAAGACUUGCGGUGGGCGAAGGCGACCCGGGCACGUUCGCCGGCAUUCGGCGCAGUAGCAGACAGCAAGCGAGCAGCAAGCGGGGUAGGAGGAGGAGGGACAGAAUGUCACAGCGCCGACUGCAAGACCGGACAGCCUCAGGCUUGACUACGCUCCCCUCUAACUCUGACAAGGGCGAACCUCAGACAACACGUUUGCCUCCUCUAUCAUAGCAAUCGAGUCCAGCAUCUGAGAGGGGACGAGUCACUCACCAGUGGGGGUUCAAAGCGCGUCAGUCCUCUAAGCAAGCCGGUGCUCAAGGUCGAAUGUGAAGAUGAAGAUGGCGAGUGGCGAGGUCUCUUAUGUAGUCCAGAUCUCAAGUGGGUGUGUAUAUAACAAAGGGAAUCUGAUCGGUCCUUCCGGCCUUCCGGUUGGUUUGACGACGUGUGUUCAUCAGGGAUGUGAUGGGUGUGACUUACAAGGGCUUGGAAGGGCCUCCGCGGGGAAGAAGCUAGGGGACAAUGCAAGCCACGGUGACAGUGGCUCCCUUGUGGGCGAUCAAGUGGACGCACAUGUUUCCGUUGUUCUCUGCGAUGCGG
Cryptococcus amylolentus CBS 6039 is the source of this 907-nucleotide messenger RNA. RefSeq lists its product as hypothetical. The transcript has a single exon. Lineage: Eukaryota; Fungi; Basidiomycota; Tremellomycetes; Tremellales; Cryptococcaceae. The record is from RefSeq and is a predicted model, not a curated record. The coding region runs from base 221 to 541 and encodes 106 amino acids.